AUGGAAAGGAUGAGCAAUGUAACAGAAUUCAUCCUACUGGGUCUGACCCAGAAUCCAGGAAUGCAAAAGCUCUUAAUUUUGUUUGUUUGUUUGUUUCUGAUCACCUACUUGAUCAUGUUGGCAGGUAACCAACUCAUCUCAGUCACCAUCUUUACCAGCCCAGCCCUCGGUUCUCCCAUUAAGACUCUAAACUCACCCAUGUACUUUUUUCUUGCUAGCUUAUCAUUCAUGGAUGUCAUUUAUUCUUCAGCCAUUACCCCAAAAUUGAUUUCCGAUCUGUUCUUUGUGGAAAAUACCAUAUAUUUCAAAUUUUGUAUGGCUCGGUUCUGUAUAAAGCACCUUUUCGGUGGAUCUGAAGUCUUUCUUCUGUUGGUGAUGGCCUGUGACCGCUAUGUGGCCAUCUGUAAGCCCUUGCAUUAUUUGGUGAUCAUGAGGCAGAGGCGAGUGUGUGUUAUGCUUCUUCUCCUGGCCUGGGUUGGUGGGUUUUUACAUGCUGUAGUUCAACUUCUCUUUGUUUAUAGCCUUCCUUUCUGUGGGCCCAAUGUCAUUGACCACUUCAUCUGUGACAUGUAUCCCUUGUUGAAACUUGCCUGUACUGACACCUACAUUAUUGGCCUCACAGUGGUUGCCAAUGAUGGGGCGAUCUGUGUGGUCAUCUUCAUGCUUUUGCUCAUCUCCUAUGGGGUCAUCCUGCACUCCCUGAAGAAUCUUAGUCAGGAAGGGAGGCGCAAAGCCUUGUCCACCUGUGGUUCCCACAUUACCGUGGUGGUCCUCUUUUUUGUGCCCUGUAUUUUUAUGUAUGUGAGACCCCCUUCCACCUUACCAAUUGAUAAAUCCUUGACUGUGUUUUACACAAUUAUCACUCCUAUGUUGAACCCUCUAAUCUAUACUCUGAGAAAUGCUGAGAUGAAAAAUGCCAUGAAAAAGCUCUGGACUAGUAAAAGAAAAUGA
Rangifer tarandus platyrhynchus (Svalbard reindeer) is the source of this 951-nucleotide messenger RNA. NCBI's taxonomy places the organism in Eukaryota, Metazoa, Chordata, Mammalia, Artiodactyla, Cervidae. The record is from the annotation of a GenBank genome assembly.